Messenger RNA from Ochlerotatus camptorhynchus, 4437 nucleotides. RefSeq names its product transcription factor cwo (gene cwo). The record is from RefSeq and is a predicted model, not a curated record. Gene Ontology annotation, cellular component: nucleus. Bases 1338 to 2909 code for a protein of 523 amino acids. Gene Ontology annotation, biological process: regulation of transcription by RNA polymerase II; regulation of circadian rhythm; regulation of neurogenesis. The transcript has 4 exons. NCBI's taxonomy places the organism in Eukaryota, Metazoa, Arthropoda, Insecta, Diptera, Culicidae. Gene Ontology annotation, molecular function: protein dimerization activity; RNA polymerase II cis-regulatory region sequence-specific DNA binding; DNA-binding transcription factor activity, RNA polymerase II-specific.
UGUGUGUUAUAGUUGUUGUUUUUGCUGUUGUUGGUGUCUGAAGCAAAUCGAUACAAUACGUCUCCGUGCAGUGUACUAGAGACGAAGACGUCGGCAAAGGGUGUUAAAGGGGGCCGAUAUACUGACCGCAGUGAAGAAGUGAGAAAAUUGGGAGCGAAUACGUCUCACGACGCGUGACAACCACGGUGUGUGCGAAUCAAAAGAAGUCUCUAUCACUAGGCAACCACCGGUGUCUGUGUGCGUGUCUGUGUUUGAGUGCGCACAAGUUCUUUGCUUGGAAAACGUGAUUUAGCCACACGGCGGAAUUCCAUAUGUAUAAAUUCUUCGUGAAUUCGAGCGUGAAAUACAUAAUAAAGUAGAGAGCAGUGAAGAUCAAGUUCAAAGUGUUUCCCGUUACAAGUGUGAGCUUGGUUACUUUGUGAAGAAAAUAGGUAAAAAUAAACCUAUACUGAGUACAGUGAGGAACGAUUCUACUAGCGAAUCCAACUAUCAAACCGGUGCUUGUUUUUUGCUCGGAUCGACAGAAAUAACUAAUUUCAUGUGUAAAUUCGCAAGCAAGAAGAAUUCAAUCCUACUCGACAAUAAGAAACGUGUUCGACUAUUCUUCCGCAAGCCACGCUACACGCACUACUGCUCAGUUUGGUACAUUAUAGAAUCGGCAGCGGCAGCAGCGGAGGAGAAAACGGUCAACGGCGCGGAUCGACGGGCACGGAUCAACUGAAUUCCCAUAUUUUUCCAAAACUGUGAGAGUGCGUAACAGCCAUCAUCAUCACACAACAACCCAAGUAGUAUUCACACUUCAUUCGUCAAGAAUUCAAACGAAAAUCCAUUCCUAGCACUUUGUGUAGGCGAACAAAAAUCUACCGAGUCUUGUCCAGUGCGUGUGUUCGUUUGUUUAGGGGAAGCUCCAGGACCGGUUCUACGCUUUACAGUGUCCGCCGGGGUGAAGAGCUUUACAUAACUUCCCGUCACGUACAGCUCGCGAGUGGAUAACUUUGCCAUAACCAGACGAACGUUCACUGAGGGGCUCAAGUGUGCAAGCAAAGUGAGUGUUCGGCAGCGAAAUCACAUGUGUGGCAAUGUGCCUUCCCUGUGCUGAGGGAAAAUAGUGCUGAUACUCACCGGACAACAUACGGCACCGGCGAAUUGUGCGCGAAAUACGAUACUCGGUGUCCUACAACAAUCUGAUAACCCGUGUGGAACAUUGUGACGAGCGAGUCCAAUCGAGUGUGGAAGAUUCGGAAAGCUCAGCGAGCGUGUCGGUCGUCAGCUUAAAUCAACGCAGACACCUUACCAGUGAAUUGUCCAGGAAGCACUUUGAGAAGGCGCCGAGCACCAUGGAAGGCUAUUGGGAAGCAACCAACGGUCACGCACCGCAUCCCGUCAAGUACGAGAGUGAAGCAUCCGUGCCCGGAUAUUCGUAUUGCAGCGAGCAGCUAAAUUUUUCCGCCGCCAACACCACCUACAGCGAGGAUGACGCCGACUUUGCCCCAGGUCGACGAGGAAAAACGUCUAGGCAAGAUCCAUUAUCACAUCGAAUAAUAGAAAAACGGCGGCGUGAUCGCAUGAACUCCUGCCUGGCGGACCUGUCCCGGCUCAUCCCCCAGCAGUACAUGCGCAAGGGUCGUGGUCGGGUGGAGAAAACCGAAAUCAUCGAAAUGGCGAUCCGUCACCUGAAGAACCUCCAGAACCAGGAAUGCGCCCGCGAGAAUUCCUGUGCCGAGCAGUACCGGCUGGGCUACAACGAUUGUCUGACUGAGGCGGCCAAGUUUAUGCUGCGCGAGCGUGGCGAGGAGAUGUGCUACCGAAUGGUGGCGCAUCUCAAGGAACACUGCAAUGAAAUCAUGAAAGGUGAAAUGAUCAAGUCGCGGUGCGGAUCGGAGAUUCCCAACGGCGGCAGUCCAGUGUAUUUGCAUCCAGGUCCUCUGUCACAGCUCAGGGAUAUGCUAUCGUGUCCGUCGGAUAUCGAACACAGUAGCAAUGACCACCACGACGUGAAGGAUCUUAGUUUCCGCAGCAACACCAACAGUAACAGUAGCAAUCCGCCACAGGCUGCGGUAAUUACUUCAACUGCGCCCAGCAGCGUACAACAUCUGGACACCUCCAGCAACCACUCAACGGUGGACUUUGAAGCGUCGUCACCUUCUCGCAUUUCCACCAGCUCUACCAACGGCCAGAUGCAGCACCUCUCGCAGGAUACCAACAACAACAUCAACGCUCAGCACGAAAGUGUCCUGCGGACGAUUCGUAUGCGAAAGUUCUCGGAAACAUCGCCCGAACACGAACACAGUCACAAUAGCUACAAAUUUAAGAACUACAUCCAGCAACGUUUUUCGCAGGAUAAUCAUGGUCAUGAAAAUGGUCACAUGACGGAAAUGGAACUCAGUCCUUCGUCCAUCCACGACGAUCAUCCGAUGGCUGAAGGGCCUCCGCCGUCCGCCAUCAAAGGACUGGUAAAUGGGCUUGGUCCGAAGAGUAGAACUGACAGUGUUACCGUCCAGAACAACGGAAACGAUGAGCCAUUAUCCCUGAAGCGGAAGAUUUCCUCCGGAGAGCAACCUUCGCCAGUGCCGCAGGUUCGGGACGACCGAGAGGACUCCAAGAACGGCCUCACCGAAAUCAAGAGUGAACACGUGGCGAGAAGCGUUUACGCCUCGUAUGCCGUUCCGAUCUUCGCCUGCCAUACUCAAGGUUUCUAUAUUCCAUUGAACGUAAACUAUGAAAGUCUACUGCCAUACCUGAACGGAAUCGAUCUGUUUGGCAAGAGCUAUCGGCAGAUGCCUCCGCUGCAUCCGAUAAGCAUCAGCGUCAAUUACGCCCCGGCCAGUCUGAUCAAAGCCGCUGUCAAUGGGUUGACUCCCGCCGGGAAAUCCACUCUCGUCGUCGAAGCCAUGGUCAAUGGAUGCUAGGAUCGGCCCAGGGAAUUACUUUGAACAUUGGUUGAUUGGCCCAGCAAAGUUCAAUCCGCCAAAUUUUAGAUAGUUCUAAACAAUUUGUGUUGUUUUAUUUUGAUUUGUACUUGUCAAACACAAAAAAAAAAUGCAAACUGAAAUCAACAGCAACACUUUGAAAUGCAUUUUUGCCAUUCACGAUGUGCAUUUGCCCUAUUUUUUCCUAUAAUUUAUACGUAACACACGCCACCGCAAUGGUUCUUGUGAUCAGAACUGAUUGGAAUGAUAUAGGCAUACUUAAACUAUCAAAUUGUUUUAAGCAAAGAAGAAAACGUCAACAAUGCCAUUGUUAGAAGAAGAAAACACACCUACAGCAAACAAGCAUCAACGCGAAAAGGCAAAAAAUUCCAUUAAUACUACUGCUGAAACAAUAAAAAAAAAAAUAGAACCAACACAGACAAAAGUCAAACAAAUAAAGUAAACAAAGUAUGUGUAUAUGUAUAUUUCAACUCAGGUAAACAAUAUUUGUAAAAAAAUGAAAAUAAAAAAAUCUACAUGCAGCAUAGAUAGCAAAUGAUUCAAAAAUGUAUAAAAGGAAGAAAUGAAGAACACCUAGGGCGUCGUCCAUAAGCUACGUAGAAAGUUUUUGAUAAAAUUUAGACCAACCCUCCCGCAUCAUGCGUAGACAGCGCUUCGUAAAAAAAAAAAUGUAUAGAUCCCUCCUACUAAGCCGCUUACAUGGUUUGUGGACAGCCCCUAGGCAUCUAAUCAAAAGUAAACUAGGAAGAACUGGAAAUAGGGAACCAGAACAAUACAAUGAAGAAAUCCAGUUUAAUGAAAGAAAGGGAUAUCCAUAAACCACGUAAACACUUUAAUCGGUAAAUGUCGACAGUUCGUAUAAAUUUGAAAAAAAUAAAUGUAUAGACGAUUGUAUACGUAGUUUAUGGGCAACGCCUUACCUAGAUCAUGUUCCCUUGAUAGGAAAUGGUUUCGUCUUAUUGCAUGAUUGUACUACAACAGCAGCAACAACAAACGACGGCAACGACGCCGACAUUACCACCACCACCACCAACCAACCCGCAAUUUGAAACAAUUUUUUUUUUUUUAAUUUUUAAUAACAAAUAUUAUUAUAAUGAAAUCUUUUAAUCUGUGAUACUGAUUAACAAAACAAACAAACAAAAUGGAAUGCUAGUAGAACGCCUACUGCAGAGAGAUGAAAAGAAAGAUUGAAAGAAAUUUUUUUGCGAGAAAACGUAAGCGGAAAGACGAGAAAAAAAUAAACCUAGGAAGAUAGCAAAACAGAAUACCUUUUACUAUUGUGCAGAACGAAAAAAAAAAAACAAAUCAAAUUAACGUCGUAAGAAAUGGAUUUGUAUAAACCAAUCAGUCGCUUUGUGUCUUGUAUAUUUGUAACACCGAGCAUCAACAAAUGAGAAAGAGGAAGAUAAAGAAAAACAGUUGUUUUUUUUUAAAUUAAUGCGAGAAGACAAGUGCUGUACAUAGUGAUGAAAAAUAAACCAAAUAAAUUGUCAUAAAAAAUCGUUAA